CGCUGCGCAGCGAAUCUUGGAGCUUACAUCAGAUCUGAAAUUGGACAAGUGGGGUAUUGUACGCCAUCCCCCUUACUACGUAGUGUACUAUCGAUUUCUCUCCCUGAUCAAGUUUAACACGCAACCCCUAUCUUUAUCUAUAUUUACCUGGGGAGAUCCUUACUUAACGCAAUGUUUUAAGUCUCCUCUUCUGAAUCUGGGUCGCUCGUUUCUUGCAUCGUUCAUUCGCUUCUUGUUAAAAAAAGAUGGCCAUCGCUGCCAUGUCGGAAAAAACAUCGCCAUACCGCCGAACGGCGAUGGUGGCUGCAUGCGUGUUGGUCUUUUUUAUCCUUUUUGAGACUUAUUAUCUUUAUUCAGAUGCCUGGACACCUACACAUGGGUUAUCGUCCGGAUCCAAAUCGACCGGGGCUUCACCAUCGGUCCAUGCGCCCUCGAAGCCCAAGAAGAAGGUCAUCAAGACGUCGCAGCUGCAUUUCCUGCUGCCCGCUUCGAACCCGAAUGAUAUGUUCUGCGCCAUCGUUACCUCCGCCCUUGUUAACCGAUAUCCCGCUCCGUACAUGGUCGGCUGGAAGGGCGAGGGCAAAUACAACGCUUCCGCCGCGCAUACAGCUAAGCUGUACUCGAUCAAAAAGUACCUCGACGAACUUCCCCAAGGCGGCGACGAUGACGACCUCGUCUUCUUCGGAGAUGGAUACGAUGUUAUGGCCCAGCUGCCCGUUGAGGUUGUGAUUGAGCGCUACUUUAAGGUUGCUGCUGAUGCCGACCGCCGGUUGGCUGACCGUUUUGGCAUAACCGUUGAAGAAGCCCACAAACGCGGACUGAAGCAAACUUUAUUUUGGGGUGCCGACAAGAUGUGUUGGCCAGCCCUAAACGAGGCACAGUGCACCAAGAUCCCCGGAUCGCAUCUCCCUCGUAAUGUCUAUGGUCCCAAGACUGGCGGCGGUGAUGUCACAUAUCGCGACGCCAAGUACUUCAAUUCAGGAAGUGUCAUUGGACCUGUCGGAGAUUUGCGCAACUUUAUCAACGCUGGUAUUGCCAGUUUGGAGGAGACUUUCGACCCCAACUUUAAAUACAAGACGUCGGACCAGAUCUACCUUGCCAGACUUUAUGCGCGCCAGGAGCUCUCGCGCGCUGAGCAGAUUGAGAAUGAGUCCAUGAUGGCCAGCUUUGGCGACAACGCCACUGCUGUCGAAACGAAGAACAUCACCGAGUACCAUGCCGCCAUCGAUUUCGAGUCGGAUUUCGUGCAGACUGGAUGUUUCGCCCAUAGGUGGAUGAACAAGCUCAACUACAACAACUCGGACAACACGGCGACCAUGUCCAAGGAUGUCUACGACGUGGGCAAGAACUUCAAGCCUUAUCGCAUCCAGAUGCCAACGAAUGUCUACCGAUCUCUCAUCAAAGUCUUCAAAUCUCUCCCCGCCGAGGUGGCCACAAUGUCCGCCCGUGACUGGGUAGGCAGCCUAGACCUCGACACAAACGUCGCCACACGCAGCAUUUUCGGUUUCUACCACGCCACAUGCAGUAAGCGAAACCUCAUCUCCGACUUCAAGAAGUACUGGUUCCACCCCUACGCCGUUCCCCUGCUACAGGCUGGCUUCAAAGCUACCAGGCAAGAUGAGCCCAUUACCGAGAAGCUCAUCGACGGACGCAAGUGGGUUUACAAGACAGUAUACCCUGAUUCAGGAGCACCAGAGGAUCAACUCGGUGGUGUCUUGACAGACUUCAAGAACGAGACAUACAUUUCCUUUUCGACCCUAUGCGGCGAUUAUUUAGACAUUCUUGAGCCUAGACACUAAAAUAUGAAAUUGUAAUGAGGUUGGUUAACGGAGUAAAGGUGUAUUGGCAUAAAGGAUCAGGGCAAAUUGGGAUUGCCUACUGUAUAACACUACACGGCUUCAAUGUUUUUUUUACAUCUUCAAGGAAUCAGGGAAAUUUGGUUAAGAAUAUACCACUAGUGACUUGAACAAACCUCC
Messenger RNA from Fusarium odoratissimum NRRL 54006, 1976 nucleotides. RefSeq lists its product as uncharacterized. NCBI's taxonomy places the organism in Eukaryota, Fungi, Ascomycota, Sordariomycetes, Hypocreales, Nectriaceae. The record is from RefSeq and is a predicted model, not a curated record. Bases 246 to 1799 code for a protein of 517 amino acids. The transcript has 2 exons.